AUGGGCAAUCUCUUCAAGGAGGUUAUGAAUGUGGUAGCUGAGGCGAGAAAGUUCUACGCUGCUGAGAUAAUGUCCAAACUAAGGGAUGAAGCUUUUGCACGCAUGAUGUUCUUGGAUGGUUGUUUCGUUUUAUAUUUCAUCCAAGGCAUGAAUAGAGGAAACAUCGACUUAGAAAUAAGCAAUCGUCUCAUUCUUCUCAUUGUUCGAGACAUGUUCUUGCUCGAAAACCAUCUUCCAUUUUUAGUCCUUGAUGCUUUGAUGAGCUUGAGAUUUGAUUCUAAUAAGAAAUUGAAAGGAAAGAUCGUGAAAUUCAUCGAAUGGGAAGUCCUACUUCCCAUGGGAUUAUCAUUCUUUAUCCCUCACUGGUGGUUUACUGGAAGAAGAGAUGAUGACCCGCUUCACCUCCUUGACGCUCUCCGGACCAUGUUGCUGGGCUCUCAUCCCUCAGAUCCGAACAAAAAAUACAGGUACAGGCUACAUAACUUCGGCUCCAUUAUGGAACUCAAGGAAGUUGGGAUUAGGUUCGAGAAGAGCGACAGUGGAUAUUUGACAGACAUCCGUUUUAAGGAAUACUUCUUCUUCCCACGGCUGUUGCUUCCAUCAAUCGUCAUCAACGGUGUCACCAUAUCUCAGCUGCUGAACUUGACUUCCUUCGAGAUGUGCUCCGAUAUUCAUUCAGGUUGUGGUGUUACAUCCUACAUUUGCUUUCUGGAUUCUCUCAUCAAUCAUGGUGCAGAUGUGAAGGAGCUUCGAUCCAAGGGCAUACUCCACCACGCCCUUGGCAGCGAUGAAGAGGUAGCACUUCUAUUCAACGAGUGGCCGAUUGAAGGGAUGAAUGAUCUCUAUGUGUACUUCGAGGUCAAGGAACGCAUAUACUCACAUCGUCAUUAUAAUGUGAAGGUAUCAAUAGCUAGAGUUUUGCACACCUAUUUCAAGAGCCCAUGGACUGCCAUCUCCUUUGUUGCUGCAGUUCUCCUUCUCCUCUUCACCGCCAUUCAGACGGGCUUUGCCGCAUUCCCUCGACGUUAA
This is a messenger RNA of Magnolia sinica, 1029 nucleotides long. RefSeq names its product UPF0481 protein At3g47200-like. The transcript has a single exon. The record is from RefSeq and is a predicted model, not a curated record. NCBI's taxonomy places the organism in Eukaryota, Viridiplantae, Streptophyta, Magnoliopsida, Magnoliales, Magnoliaceae. Bases 1 to 1029 code for a protein of 342 amino acids.